Messenger RNA from Fusarium verticillioides 7600, 910 nucleotides. RefSeq lists its product as hypothetical. NCBI's taxonomy places the organism in Eukaryota, Fungi, Ascomycota, Sordariomycetes, Hypocreales, Nectriaceae. The record is from RefSeq and is a predicted model, not a curated record. The transcript has 4 exons. Bases 131 to 910 code for a protein of 259 amino acids.
AACAGCCGAGCGACAACUGUAUGAAGAUGUCAGAUUACAAGUACUUUCCCAGCUCAACGACUCAGUCCCCGCAUCUUUAAAGUCCCUGCAGCCAAAUUUCUUCAUCAACAUUCUACAGAAGAUUGAGGCCAUGCGCAUGAUAUGCAACCUCGGUCUUCAAUAUCAUUUGCGACACGAGAAGCCAUCCUUCCACGAAGCAGCUAAUGAUUGGCAAUCAGAAGUACAAAGGGCGUUCAACCUGAGACGCGAAGAAGGCGUUAUUCAGUGUCAAUUAUGCGGUCUUCGCCUCGACGAAAUGGAAAGUCUUGUCGACGAGGGAGUGCAAGGAGGGAAGCCCUGGUUCUCUCGUUGUCUUGCAUUCCUAUGUCCAGUCUGCUCUCAAAGCGAGACUAAUCGAGAGAGAUUUUGCCCUCAUAAGCCAGUAUGUUGCAUCGCUACGGUCACAACAGACAUCCCGUUCUCAGAUUUGUCGGUGGGCAUACCAACCCAUUCUCACGAAAUACCCUCCAAGGUGGCAAUGUUGUUGUGCGAUCUUAGAAAGCAGUCUCCACAAACUAAAUGCGUUGUUUUCUCUUCUUGGAGGACUACACUUAAUGUCAUCCAGGCCAGUCUUGAUCGUGAGCAUAUUCCAUGUCUGAGAUUCGACGGCACUAUUAUGCAGAAGGAAAGGCACAGCGUUAUCGAUAGGUUCCGCAAUGACCCUCAUAUUAGGGUUCUACUUUUAACCUUGACGUGUGGUGCAGUUGGACUAACAUUGACGGAAGCUUCUCGAGCUUAUUUGAUGGAGCCAAGCUGGAAUCCGACACUGGAAGACCAGGCGCUGGCACGAAUUCACCGGAUUGGACAGACCCAAGAAGUGACUACAUUGAGGAUGUUUGUGCAGAACUCCUUCGAAGAGGUGAGAUUGUAG